This is a messenger RNA of Drosophila eugracilis, 2978 nucleotides long. RefSeq lists its product as uncharacterized. Bases 277 to 2511 code for a protein of 744 amino acids. NCBI's taxonomy places the organism in Eukaryota, Metazoa, Arthropoda, Insecta, Diptera, Drosophilidae. The record is from RefSeq and is a predicted model, not a curated record. The transcript is spliced from 3 exons.
AUCGCUUCGAUAAGCGGGAAACGCUCUGCCAAAAGCGGUAGCGGCAACGUCAGCGCUCAAUCAGUCGACGAGCGAGCUGGGGAGCGGUGCCGAGAGCGGUUUGAUUAGCGACGUGGUGAAGUUUCAUUAUAUUUUUUUGGCCAAAACAAAGGGGGUACUGCGAAAAACCAUCGAGUUUUGUCAGAAUGCCAAGCCAACAGAUUUGCUGGUGAGACAAGAAGACAUGGCCCAGCUUAAAAAUGAGGGCCAAGGUAGGUGGUGGUCAUCAAAAGAUCCAUGGAUAUUUUACUAACCAAUAAUCCCCACUUUUUUACAGGUCAACAGGCCGUUGUUGUUGGCCCAAUGCUCGCCUCGGUCAUGUUGCUCAUCGGUUUAGUUUGCGCCUUGCUGGGUAUCAAGAUCUUUGGCUUCCGGCGGCGUUUGACUUUCGAUCGAUCACAAGUGCAACAGCAACCACAGCAAUAUCAACAGCCAGCGCCACGUUACGCAGCUUUCGAGUCACAGGUAAACGGCACCGAUACCGCUGUGCAUGGAGUGUUCCGACGUCGCAAUCUCGAGGAAUUCGAAAGCCCAUGGCCACCGGCAUCAACAGCGACAGGAAUCAACUACAUAACUGGCAGUGUUCCAAAUCUGCAAUUAUAUGGCGCCAGUCCAAGGGAGACAAGAACAGCGGAAGGAACAAAAGUGUCCUACCGGGAGAGAUCACAGGCACAAAGAGAUCAUCGCCUUGAGGUGCACAGUGAACGAUAUGAACUCUUCAGCGCUCCACCUACCCGAAAGCCACCUGCUCCUCCUAUACAAUCAAAAAUGUUUUCCGAAACCAUUUCGGUAGCUUCACAAUCAAAGAUUCCAGAAUCCCUGCCUGCUUCGUUACCAAAAACCACAACUGAAGCUUUAACAACACGAAAAACCACUCCUCCAGCUACAUCAUCCGACCAAUCUCUGCCUCCAUCCUCCCUCGAUCCAGUCUCAGAGCUUCCUAGCGAACUUGGAAUGCCCAACUUCGAUCACUUCGCCGAAAAAUAUGAUCUGUUUAGUGUAAAAACAACGACAGAGGUCACGAGACCAACCCAGCUGAAGAGCAAGAACAGUGGGCGUUAUGUCAAGUUUGAAAGAGUGGAUGAUGUACCGGAAAUACUCACUCCCGAAGAUCCCGUUCCAGAGCCAUUGACACCUGAUGACGGUCUGGGAGGAGCUAUGUCAGUAACAGCUGUGGUCCACAGGGGAGCAAUACCCAAGGAAGAGCCAGAACUGAAAUUGGAACCUCAGAGACCAAUUGAUCCCUUUGAGGAUCCUACCAGUGCAGACUCAGCUUUUGUGGUGGAAAUAAUAGCGGGUAGUCCGGAAAUAGAAACGACUCCUAAUAUAAAGCCCAACUCCCAAAGUGCUCUAUUCGAUGACCUUGAGUUACCGCAAGGUGAGCACGAUAGUGAUUUUGUACGGAUACGUUCUUCAUUCGUAAUGAACGAGGCGGACAUCCUGGAUUUGGAUCAGCUGCAGCUGCCGGCAGCCAGUAGUCCUCCAGGAUUUGGAAAGGAUAUCGACGAGGAUUGGGAAAACUUUGCAAACCUUGACGCCGUUGAGGCAGUACCAGAACCUAACUGGGCUCAGCAUCCAAAUGGCUUAGAGCAAUUGCCCACAGUGGAGACCACGCUAAGUGAGGCUACCCUCAGAUUAAACAAUGUGGAACAGGUGGAGGGUCUGUUCCACCAACUAGAGUUAAUCGAACCCAGACUUGAUAUCUUCGAACCAGAACCGCCAGUGCCCAUAGUAGAUCCACCGCCCUACGACCCUGGGAUGCCCUAUCUACCCGAUUACGAAUCCCUGAUGCAGUUGGAUAACGCAAAGAACGGUCAGAACUUGCCCAAAUAUACAGAGGUAAUGGAACAAAGGUCAAAAAAAGCCAAUUAUGUAAGUAGUAUAGAGGAUCUAUACGCUGAUCUGGAAGUUAAUGACAUGGAGACAACCGGACAUCAGAAUAAUCAAAGCACUGGCAUUAAUAAUUUUGAAGAUUUAUGCCAAGAGAUGGCUGUGCCAUCAAUGCGUCCAGUUCCUCAACCUGCACCCAGAGCCACAAAAUCAGGUACUCUUAAUGUUCGAGGGAAUGCACCUCCCCUGGCGUGCUAUCAACCAGAAGAGCUACCCAACUCCAGUUCCAGUGACAGCGAUGGGGAGAAUGGAGCCCGAUCUGUACCAGAACCUGCCAAGCGUGAUCUUAAAUCACUAAAAGUCCGCUUUGAUGUGGAUAACCUUCGGUACUACCAGUCAGCCGAAGUCGUUACAUCGAGUGAAGAGUCUGAAGAGGAUGAGCCAAUGCCUCAACCAACCCCCAUGCAACGCUCUAUAAUUUUCGAACCAAGAGAUAAUGGAGUAGUACCCAGCCUUUUCGGGUCCCAGGUCUCUCAGGAAGACAGCGAUGACGAUGAUGGCUUCGGACGUGCUAUCAGCCAACACCGCUCCAUGACGGCGGCACUGAGGGUAAACACUCUUCGGAACGAUACAGAAGCCUAAUUCGAAGAUGGCCAGCUGCCGCACUUCCUGACUUCCUUAGCAAAUACAGUAUUCUAUAUGUUAAUGUUAGCCAAAUGGCUAUGACCUAUUUAUGUACAUAUAUCUAUCGCUGUUAAGUUGCCAUAUAAUGUUGACUAUAUAUAAUAAUAAAAUUAUAGCAGGAAAGCCAUUGAAGAUAAGAUCAAAAUUUGAAAAACAUUCCAAGGAACUCUUAAAGGGGAAAUUAAUCAACAUGAAAAUUGUUGAAGUACAUUUUUUGCAAUUAUUGAUAGUAGAGCGAGUGCGUUUUUCAUUCUUCAAUGUCUAGAUAAAGUUUUUGAUAGAUAUAAGUCAGUAACUGAAGGUAAACAUAAGCCACAUGAUAACAAUUGGACGUAACUAUGUCUGACAAUGAGUUGAUAUUGAUAAGAAAUGAACUAAUUUCAUAAAAAUCUAUUACGAAUUAUCUAUUUUCUAAUUAAACAAAA